Molecule: messenger RNA, 2015 nt
Organism: Camelina sativa (false flax)
Lineage: Eukaryota; Viridiplantae; Streptophyta; Magnoliopsida; Brassicales; Brassicaceae
Product: aluminum-activated malate transporter 13
Biological process (GO): malate transport
Source: RefSeq, a predicted model, not a curated record
CCGACUCUCUCAUAGUUCACCCACUAUUCUAUAUACAUAUAGCUAGCGUACAAGAAAACGAAAACCCUUCCACAUGUAAGAUAAUUUCACUAGGAUACAUCAAUAAAAGAUUAUAUAUAUAUUCUUUCAUUGAAAGUAAACAAACAAAAGAUAGAACUAGCUAGAAAGAUAUCAAAGAAAAAUAAUGAUGAGGAACAAGGUCGAAGCACGGAGCAUGGAGAUUUCCAUGGAAGAAGAAAGUUGUAAAUCGAAGAGGAAGAAGGUUCUAAACUUUCCAAAGAAGAUGAAGAAGAUUCUCAAGAAUCUAUGGAUUGUCGGAAAAGAAGAUCCGAGGAGAGUGAUACAUGCUUUGAAAGUAGGAAUCGCCUUAACACUCGUGUCAUUGUUGUAUCUCAUGGAACCUAUCUUCGAAGGUGUUGGAAAAAAUGCACUUUGGGCAGUCAUGACCGUCGUUGUCGUUCUUGAGUUCUCUGCCGGUGCAACAUUACGCAAAGGAUUAAAUAGAGGAUUAGGGACAAUAGUAGCAGGAUCUUUGGCAUUUUUCAUUGAGUGGGUUGCUAUUCAUUCCGGUAAAAUCCUCGGUGGUAUCUUCAUUGGCACCGCCGUUUUCAUCAUCGGAUCGAUGAUAACAUACAUGAGAUUUAUCCCGUAUAUAAAGAAAAACUACGAUUAUGGUAUGCUUGUGUUCCUUUUGACGUUUAAUCUAAUCACGGUAUCGAGCUACCGAGUCGAUACUGUGAUUAAGAUCGCACAUACGAGGUUAUAUACGAUUGGUAUAGGUAUCGCCAUUUGCCUCUUCAUGAGCCUUUUGGUUUUUCCGAUAUGGUCUGGCGAUGACCUUCAUAAAUCCACCGUUACUAAGAUCCAAGGCCUCUCUCGUUGUAUUGAAGCAUGUGUGAGUGAGUAUUUUGAGGAUAAGGAGAAAGACAAAGAAACAUCAGAUUCUGAAUCUGAUGAUGAAGAAUUAAUCUACAAUGGGUACAAGACUGUUUUGGAUUCUAAAUCCGCCGAUGCAGCACUCGCAAUGUAUGCAAGUUGGGAGCUAAGACACACAAGGCUUUGCCAUAGGUUUCCAUCUCAACAAUAUAUGAAAGUUGGAUCCGUCCUUCGCAAGUUUAGUUACACUGUUGUUGCUCUUCAUGGUUGCUUACAAACCGAGAUUCAGACUCCAAGGUCUAUACGUAUCCUCUUCAAAGAUCCUUGUGUUAGACUAGCCGGGGAAAUCUGCAAAGUCUUGUCUGAACUCUCCGAAAGCAUCCGAGACCGACGUCAUUGCUCGCCAGAGAUUCUCUCCGACAGUCUCGAAGCGGCACUAAAAGAUCUCAACACUACAAUCAAGUCACAGCCUAAGCUCUUUUUAGGCUCUAACCUCCACGGUGACAUCACCAACAAGCAUUUAAACGGCGACGUUUCAUAUUACAACGAUACUAACUCCAACGACAUCGUUUCGUAUCACCACGAUAAUAAGUCAAACGGCUGCGUUUUGGGACAGAAAAUAGAACAGAACGACACCGUAUCUCCGCUUCCACUAAGCGUCGUUUCACUCUCUAGCUUGAGAUCGGUGAAAAAAUCGGCGGCGGCGGUCGGAGAGAAGAGGAGAUUGAGUAAACAAGUGAGCAAAAUCGCGGUUAUGAAGAGUUUGGAGUUUUCGGAAGCGUUACCGUUUGCUGCGUUUGCUUCGCUUCUCGUGGAGAUGGUAGCGAGGCUUGAUACUGUGAUUGAUGAGGUUGAGGAACUGGGUACAAUCGCCUGUUUCAAGGAGUAUGAUAAGACUGUGGAUGUGCGAGUUGAGAAACCGGUUGAUCUAGUGGUUGGAGAUUGAAUUGAUCGUGUUACGAAUACGGUUUAUUUUGAUUUUGUUUGGUACGGUAAAGAUUGAUUUGGUUUCUCUCAGUUCUUUUAUGUGAUUCGGUUCUCUUUUGCGAUUGAUUUCGGGUUUUUUUUUUUCGAAAUUUUGUAAUAUGAGGUGGUAAUUGAAGAGUUACAUUGGUUAAGAAAAAAAAAUUGAACACGUU